AAUGACAUGGAAAGAAAAAACCACACAAAAACAUCACAGUUCCUUCUUCUUGGCCUCUCAGAAGAUCCAGAGCUGCAGCCCAUCCUCUUUGGACUGUUUCUGUCCAUGUACCUAAUCACAAUGCUUGGGAACCUGCUCAUCAUUCUGGCUGUCACCACUGAUUCCCACCUCCACACCCCCAUGUACUUUUUUCUCUGUAACCUGUCCUUUGUGGAUGUCUGUUUCAUCUCCACAAUAGUCCCAAAGAUGCUGAUGAACAUCCAGGCACAAGACAAAAGUAUCUCCUACAAAGGAUGCCUUACUCAGGUGUAUUUUUUUAUGAUUUUUGCUGGGAUGGAUAAUUUUCUACUGACUAUGAUGGCUUUUGACCGCUUUGUGGCUAUCUGUCACCCUCUCAACUACACUGUGUUCAUGAACCCUCAAUUCUGCGGCCUCCUGGUUCUGAUAUCAUGGAUGAUUAUAUUCUGUAGCUCCAUGAUUCAUAUUCUACUAAUGAUGAAACUGACCUUCUCUACCAGGACUGAAAUCCCACAUUUCUUUUGUGAAUUAGCUCAGGUUAUAAAAGUUUCCAGUUCUGACAACCUCAUCAAUAUCAUCGUCCUAUAUGUCAUGACUGCUGUGGUAGUUGUGUUUCCUGCCACUGGCAUCCUCUACUCUUAUUUUCAAAUUCUCUCCACCUUAUUCAGAAUGUCUUCUGUAGCAAGCAAGUAUAAGGCCUUUUCCACCUGUGGGUCUCACCUCUGUGUGGUUUCCUUGUUCUAUGGAACAGCACUUGGUGUUUACCUUAGUUAUGCAGUGGCCACUUCUUCCCAGAAUAGUGCAAUUUCUUCAGUAAUGUACACUGUGGUCACACCAAUGUUGAACCCAUUCAUCUACAGUCUGAGGAACAAGGAUGUGAAGGGGGCCCUGCAAAGACUCUUCAAAAAGGCACCUAGUUUUCCUUCAUGA
Messenger RNA from Nannospalax galili (Upper Galilee mountains blind mole rat), 948 nucleotides. RefSeq names its product olfactory receptor 7D4-like. The coding region runs from base 7 to 948 and encodes 313 amino acids. Gene Ontology annotation, cellular component: membrane. Gene Ontology annotation, molecular function: olfactory receptor activity; G protein-coupled receptor activity. Gene Ontology annotation, biological process: G protein-coupled receptor signaling pathway. The record is from RefSeq and is a predicted model, not a curated record. Lineage: Eukaryota; Metazoa; Chordata; Mammalia; Rodentia; Spalacidae. The transcript has a single exon.